This is a messenger RNA of Truncatella angustata, 1780 nucleotides long. RefSeq lists its product as uncharacterized. The coding region runs from base 211 to 1506 and encodes 431 amino acids. The transcript has 3 exons. NCBI's taxonomy places the organism in Eukaryota, Fungi, Ascomycota, Sordariomycetes, Amphisphaeriales, Sporocadaceae. The record is from RefSeq and is a predicted model, not a curated record.
GCACGACUUGUCUAGCCAAUCGUUCAUUCGCAUAUGGGGUCUGACUGCUUGGUACUUUACUAAUCCCUAUGAAAUUGAUUUUCCUAAUCCGGUAUAACGUGGCGGGUCCAUGAUCUCACCUCGGUCAUAUAUGAUAUACAUCACCUCUUAACAAGGGCAAUCUCACGCCUGUCGUCUUCAAAUUGAUUUUCCGCAUACAGAAAGCCCAACAUGAGCUCGACACAGUUCUUGUUUCUGAAUGCGACCGGCACGUCGGAGUUGUCCCACUUGGACGCAAAGCAGAUGAGGGCCCACAUAACGAGGACCAAUUUCGCAAAGAGGCGCAAGCGAAUACAUGGUGACUUUGAAGCCAAGGCAGCCGAGACGAGUUCAAGCUACAACCCAGCCGUCUGGAAGGCAGCCAAGCCAGCGAGCCGGAGCACACGCAGUUGCGGUGACGACGUGCCGGCCCUACCGCUCACCGCGCAGCUUGCAGAGCAAUACUGUUACGCACAGUUCCUGUCCGGACUCUGGUCGCUCGUCUUCCAGGACGGGCGUGACUAUCCCACCAACGCGGACGAGGCGGCGUGGAUCGCGCUCCUGGUCUCCGAGCCCGCGCUCCUCGAGUCGUCCAUGGCAGUGGGGGCGCGCCACUGGUCGCCGGAUGCCUCGUUCCAGAGACAGGCCGAGGCGCACUGGUCGCGGGCCGCUGGCCUCGUCGCCCGGCGCAUCGGCUCCGGCGCUGCCGCCCACGUGGACGCCGUGCUCGGUGCUGUGCUGACCAUGGCGUUCGGGGAGCGCCUGAGGUGCGACGGCGAGGCCUGGGCUGUCCAUAUCGACGGGGCGGCACAGCUGAUCCGAGAGAGGCGCUCCCGCGGCGUCGGGGGGCUGCCAUCGUGGUUUUACGACCUGCUCAUCCUUGACUCGACCAACGAUCUGCUCGGGUUCCCGCGAUUCUACCACCGGAAGCUGGCCGACGAGGCCAGCGCUUACGGCCACCGGCCGCUCUCCGACGUGGCGGAUAUCUGCGACGGCCUCUCUAGGCUCCUGUGGUCGCUAGACGCGCACCGCAAGGACCAGCCAGGUCCAAUCUCCGCGGGAGAAGAAGUCGAGAUCACCACCACCAAACUGCUGAGCCAGGCCCGGGCCCUCCGGGCGCACGCCGGCCCGCACAUCCGCGCCACGUCCUGGACGGUGGAGCUGAUCCUCCACCUGUCCCGGGGCCAAGAGCCAGGAGCCGCCGACCUCGAGCCGGCCGCGGGGGAGCUGAGGGAGGCGCUGUGCGGGCUCCGACACCAGCCCUGCUCGUACAUGAACCUGACGUCCUGCACGCUCAUGAUCGGGGCCCUCGCGGCGGGGGCGGGGACGCCGACGCGGGCCUGGUUCGUGGGGGCGCUGGGGGGCGCGGUGCGUGCGUUGCGGUCGCGCGGCUGGGACGCGCCGCUGGAUAUCCUUGAGGGGGGCUUCGUGACCCAUCCUCUCUUCCAGGCGCGCUUCAGGUCCUUGUGGAAGGAACUAGACCGAUGACGUAUAGGAGUCUUGGUUGGUCACAUCUAAUAAGAAUGACCGAGAAAAGCUCUUGAUCACGCAUGUGAUGGUGAAGCACCAGAUGAUAUGAUAUGAUCGAUAUGUUUUCCAGUACCAUUGUACGUCGCACGUUAUGCCAAAGACCCCCCCUCUUCGAAUACUGGGUAUAGAAAGAACGUAUAUACAACUUCCUCUCUUCACACUAUCCUUCAAAAAAAAAAACCCUUAUUGAGAUGUGACAUCACAUAUCCUUUUCACCUCCUGCGCGCUCCUC